Messenger RNA from Dendronephthya gigantea, 1170 nucleotides. RefSeq names its product ras-related and estrogen-regulated growth inhibitor-like. The transcript is spliced from 5 exons. The record is from RefSeq and is a predicted model, not a curated record. Bases 238 to 1026 code for a protein of 262 amino acids. Gene Ontology annotation, molecular function: GTP binding; GTPase activity. NCBI's taxonomy places the organism in Eukaryota, Metazoa, Cnidaria, Anthozoa, Malacalcyonacea, Nephtheidae.
CAUUUGUCAGGACCGCGUGUGUUAUCGUUUGUGCAUACAAUGGACAGGCCAUUGUGAAUUCCUGCAUGUCGCCGAGUGGAAUUCAAAAGCUAAUCCAAAAUUAGCUCAGCAAACUAUACUUGUUUCGUCUUCUUGAAAGAAAUCAUUGCGAAACAUAGCUGUUGAAUGUGAGCACACCAAGCAAUCUGACUAACAUUCAAAAAUAAAUGACAAAGCUUACAUAUCAUAUUCGUGUACAUGCCAGAGAGCAAGAUUGCACGAACAUUUUUAGCAGAGUUUGACAUUACCGUUACGGUUGACAUUUUCGAAAUAUACUCAGAUCUCGGACAUCUGAUAGAGUUUUGCGAGCACAAAUAUUUGGAUAUGAGACGGAGACGAAGCGGAAUGAUCUUACAGCAUGCUAAUGCUAUUCGUGUUGUAAUACUGGGGAAGAAAGGCGUCGGGAAAUCAGCUCUGACCGUCCGGUUCAUGACGAAGCGUUUCAUUGGCGAAUACGACAGCAGUGGAGAUGAAACUUGGAAACAUAUGGCUUUAAUUGACGAAGAACACGUUCCACUUGAAAUAAACGACACGACCGGUGAAUGUUCCGAAGAGAAGCUGGACUUGUAUGUUGGUUGUGGGGAUGUUUUUAUUAUAAUGUAUUCAAUUACCGACAAGGAAUCACUAGAACAUGCUAAGCAUUUGGGCGAAUCGGUUCAGCGUAAAAAACCAGACGCGUCGGAGAACAUUGUUCUAGUCGGAACCAAAGCGGACCUUGAACAUUUACGUCGUGUCGACUUCAGCUCUGCGCAGGAAACCGCAAACGAACUCCAGUGCCUUUUCCAAGAAAUCUCCAUCAGUGAUGGUUACGAACAAGUUGAUAGACUAUUCCAGGAAUUAUUGCGGAGAUAUUCUAAGAAAAUCAGCGCGCAAAAAGCUCCCGUCAAAUCGAUCUUGAAAAAGAAACAAAAAAGCAAAGAUAACUUAGGCAAAUCAUCGUUGAGUCGCAAGAAAAGUAUGCAUAAUUCUGUACCCAUUGUAGAAUAAAUUAUAGCGUCGUUUGUACAGUACAUGCAAAUUUGUAAAUAUAAAUAUUCCUAUGUAUUAGUCUAUACUAAGUAUAGUUAUUGUUUAUUGAUAAAGUAGUUUUCAUAUUUAAUGACCUGUUUAGGACACUGAAAUAAAAGGAAA